CGCGUCGGGGGGCCGUGGCCGGCGGCGCGCCGGUGGUCGGAGCAUGGCGGCGGCGAGGUUCAGCGUCGGAGGUAAGGAUGAAGCUUUGUGGUUGCGCACGAAGAGAGGGGGUCCAGAUGCGUCCCCAGCCGGCCGCUCCUACUUGGGCGGGGGAAGGAGCGGUUGCAGGAGGAGAUGUGCCCACCGAGAUAUGGCCGCUGGCGUCGGGAAUGGCCGCUGUGCACGAGGAGUCCUCCCCCCGCCCUUCCUGAAGAGGAGGAAUAUCGGGCCGUCCUAAACUUUUUGGGCGCCAAUCCUACUUUUGGUGGUCACGAUUUCUUGACUGUAGCCCCCCGUCCGACCGUCUGUUUCGUCGUCAGCCCCAGCCAGUGAGUCCUCACGGCAGGUUCGUUCUCCAAGGUGUUCAUCGUGCCAAGCUAGGUAACUAGAUUUUGGCGUGGAAUAAUACUCGCUUUGAGAUAAUGGAUUUGAACAUUGAAGCACCCACUGAUGUGGAUCUUAAUGAUAGGCCAUUUAAAAAAUCAAAGUAUUCUGAAUCGAUUGUUUCCGAAUCAGAUAACCAGAUUGGUUGUUGUGACCCAUUGGACAAAGCAUAUGAUUAUCUCCCAAAAGAUUAUACAAUGAGCGAUUUUGAUUUUUAUGCUCAAAUGGCAAUUGAAACAUCUUUGGAAUCUGAUGUACCGGUGAAGAUAGACGGAAUAUCUGUCAAACAAAAAGAAUUGUUGUGCCUGCUAGAUCAAAGCAAAUACGUGGAAGAUGAUGUAAUCAGCGCAUAUAUAUGUUGUAUAAAGGAUAGGGCUCAUCUACGAAAUAUGAAUGAUAUUAAAUUUUAUUAUGAGAAUCCUUUUGUUACAGGACUGAUAAAAAGAGAUGGACUACUUGGAAUAAAUGAAGGUGGCAACUUUAUUACAGAGAUUGUGAAAAAAUAUCUAAAACAUGAAAUGGAAGACUUGAUUGAUCAUAAUUGGAAAAACCUGCAAGUUACUGAAUGGACGAUCACAGAACAAUUGGAAAAACCAAUCCAGAAAGAUGGCUCAUCUUGUGGUCUAUUUAUGCUCAAGUUUAUGGAAUAUUGGACUGGAGAGACACUAUCUCAUGCUAUUACACAGGUUACUACAGAUUUUGGACGACCCCCGAACUACCGUAAAAACUUGGAUGUGGAAUGGCUAGCAGAGACCGUUCGUAGCUGGCCUGGUAUUUCAUAUAGUGUUUCAAGAUGCAAAACAAUUCUUAUGCCAAUAGAAUUCAAUGGUGGCUUCAUUCUUAUUGUACUCAAUAAAGACACCAGAACACUAUACAUUUUGGAUCCAACUCCUCUUAAUCCCAUUUACCAAUACAACCCAAAUGCAAGAUAUGUGAAGAAACUUUUAUGGACAGCUGAAUACUUACCAAAAGCCAUGUCAAAAACAUGCCCUGGAUCUAUAUGGAACGAGGAUAUUUUCCUAUGGCGUCAAAUAAUCAUACCUGAUGUUACAGUUCAGAACAGGGAACUAUCCGGUUAUCUUGUUUCCCUCUUUAUGUCCACAUGGAAAGAUGUAGAACUACCAUUGCCAGUUUUAAAGGAUGGGUACAAGCUCAGAAAGCGAAUUUUGGGACAACUACUAACAUACAAAGAUAAUGAAUGUAAAUACAAUAUGCCCUCCGGUGUCUUGGACUUCAUAAGUUGUAUCUGCAAUACUCAACAGUGAAAAGAAGGAAGGUGAUGUCAAUAUGAGUGUAUCAAAAUAGUGCAUUGCCCUGGAUUAACUUCUUGUGUUCUUGACUAGCCAAACGAUUGGGUCCUCUUUUUUGCUCCUCCCAACACUUUUGUCAAUAGUUCUUAGAUGAUGUAGCAAAAGGCGUUUUAUUCAGACCAUCUUUUUGUAACUGGAGAGUUUAUCAAGGAACGAGUUAUGUACACACUGAGAUACUGUUAAUUGUUUGAAAAUCCCUGUUGCUCCUA
Setaria italica (foxtail millet) is the source of this 1942-nucleotide messenger RNA. RefSeq lists its product as uncharacterized. Gene Ontology annotation, biological process: protein desumoylation. The transcript has 11 exons. Lineage: Eukaryota; Viridiplantae; Streptophyta; Magnoliopsida; Poales; Poaceae. The record is from RefSeq and is a predicted model, not a curated record. The coding region runs from base 462 to 1688 and encodes 408 amino acids. Gene Ontology annotation, cellular component: nucleus. Gene Ontology annotation, molecular function: deSUMOylase activity.